Molecule: messenger RNA, 2214 nt
Organism: Prunus armeniaca (apricot)
Lineage: Eukaryota; Viridiplantae; Streptophyta; Magnoliopsida; Rosales; Rosaceae
Source: the annotation of a GenBank genome assembly
AUGGAGGUUUUCAUUUCCGCACAUAUACUACUGCUGAAGUUCCCCACACCCAUGGCACGAGCACGAUGUGUGGCAACCAAAUUGGCGCCUGAAGCUGCUAUGCUUAAGCAGUCAAAUCGACCAAUCGCCAAUAUAGGGGUUCGGAUCAAAACCUCCCUCUCACAAGAGCUUCGCUCUGAUCUUGUCGCCUUCCUCCGUCUCAACUUUGAGGUUUUCGCCUGGUCUUACAAUGACAUGCCCGACAUAUCACCAGACAUCAUAUCCUAUCGACUAAACAUUAAUCCUGUCAUCAGACCCGUUCGGCAGAAGUGUCGUGCUUAUGACCCAGAGAGGUACGAGGCCAUUAAGGCGGAGGUGGAUAAGCUGAGCAGCAUUGGAUUCAUCAAGGAGGUGGACUAUCCCACCUGGCUAGCCAAUGUGGUGAUGAUCUUUAUGCAUCCUGAUGACCAAGCCCAUGCAUCCUUCAUCACCGACCGUGGCCUCUAUCAGCGUCUUGUGAACAGCAUCUUUGCCCCAUUGAUUGGCAACACCAUUGAGGUUUAUGUCGAUGACAUGCUAGUCAAAAGUCGCAUUGUUGAUCAGCACAUCUCUAACCUAUCUGCCAUGUUCACCAUCCUAAAGCAGUAUAAAAUGAGGCGCAACCCCACGAAGUGUGCCUUUGGCGUAGCUUUGGGAAAAUUCUUUGGCUACAUGAUCAGCCAGCGGGGUAUUAAAGCUAACCCAGAAAAGAUUCAGGCCAUUUUAGACAUGAAAAUACCCAAGACGGUUAAGGACAUCCGGAGCCUUACCGGACGCGUUGCAGCCUUGACCAGGUUUAUCUCCAAGGUUAUUGAUCGCUGCGCCCCCUUCUUCAAGGCACUCAAGGGCAACAAGCGAAGUAUUACCUGGACUGCAGAAUGUGACAAGGCUUUCAGCAAACUCAAGGAGUAUAUGAGCCGGGCCCCUUUAUUGUCAACUCCUGAGCUUGGGGACAUCCUCAUGAUGUACCUCUCCGUCUCGACCACCGCAAUUAGCUUAGUGCUCAUCAGCCCCCACGAAGGUGCUGAACAUCUGGUGCACUAUGUUAGCAAGGGAUUGCAAGAUGCCGAGGUAUUGCAAAAGCCAGAGACUUUUGGCAGUUUGGUUAAGUGGGCUAUUGAGCUAGGUGAAUUUGAUCUCCACUACAAACCCCGCCCAGCUACAAAUGGCCAGGCUGUUGCUGACUUCAUCUCAGAAUUCACAGAACCCCAUGCUUUGGCCGUUCCACAAAUUAUAACCGAACCUACUCCUCCCUCGAGCCAGGACCACGGAUGUGAAGCUGGCCUCGUUCUCAUCUCCCCAGACAAAGUUGUCCUUGAGUACGCUCUCUGUUUCAAAUUCCACGCCUCCAACAAUGUUGCUGAGUAUGAAGCGUUCUUAGCUGGCCUUCGGCUAGCCAAGGAGAUGGGCCCUAAACAAAUCCAAAUAUUCAGCGACUCCCAGCUCAUUGUCCAUCAAGUCAACCAUCACUGCCAAGGACGUCUUUAUGACAGCCUACCUCCAACAUACCCGUCAUCUGCUUACAACCUUGGAGCAAGGCAUCGCCCUACAUGGAUGGACCCCAUCAUUCAGUUUUUGCAAAACCAGACAUUGCCUGCUGAUUCUGCUGAGGCACGGCAUUGUCUGACUCCAGAGGAAGAUAGCUAUGUUCUUAGGGAGAUCCAUGAGGGCAUCUGCGGACUUGACCUCAUUGGACCUAUGCCUGAGGGCAAGGGACAGGUCAAGUAUGCAGUCAUAACUGUGGACUACGUCACCAAGUGGGCUGAAGCUGAAGCCUUAGCCACCAUCACUGCAGCACGCAUUGAAACGUUCUUUUGGCAGAAUAUUGUUGAAGUUGUGAACAAGAUCAUCAAGAAGACUCUGAAGACCAAGCUUGACAAAGCCAAAGGUUGCUGGCCAGAGCUACUUCCAGAGGUUCUCUGGUCCUACCACACCACAUUUCGUACCUCAACAGGAGAAACACCGUUCUCUCUUUCCUUUGGUACCGAAGUCGUGGCACUAGUGGAGAUCGGCCAACCUACAUACCGAACCUCCACUUAUGAUGCCGAAGCCAAUGACGAGCAGUUAGCCCUAAACCUCGACUUCAUUGACGAGCUUCGUGACCAAUCCAACAUGCGCAACGUCGCGUACAAACAGCGCAUCGCCAAGUACUAUGACUUCGGAGUCAAACCCCGUGCUUUCAAGAUUGGGGACUAG